Messenger RNA from Chara braunii, 4774 nucleotides. NCBI's taxonomy places the organism in Eukaryota, Viridiplantae, Streptophyta, Charophyceae, Charales, Characeae. The record is from the annotation of a GenBank genome assembly.
AGCGCGGGCAUGUACACCACGUGCUGAAAACGACCGCGUUGUCGUGUUCAUCACGAUGACGGUUGCUGUCAUCGUGUCGAACACGACAAAGGUGGCACACCCCGACCCCGCCGUCGUGUUAGAUGCGAUGACGGUCACUCUCGUAGCCGCCAUGCCGGUGGUAAUGUUCAGCAUGCGACGGUCGAACGCGGACAUUAUCGCCACCAAAGCACCGUCGCGUUCAACAAGCAGGCGGUCGCUCAUCGUCAUCUUCAACACGACGGCGGUGGACAUGACCGCAUUCUCCAACACCGUGUUGCUUAUGAGGUGUGGAAGGAUGAGUCGAAGAGACCAGGUUCCAACAAUUUAUGCAUCAUUAUUGACGAGCAAUGGGAAUAAGGAGUCGUUGUUUGUUGGGCCAGCCAAUGAGCUUCCAAAAGCAGAGCUCGACCCGGUUGUGGAUGUCGAAAAGGGUGAAUUCGUUCUCUUGCGUCCUUCGCAAGAUGAUAUUGAUCAGGGAGUUCCCGUGUGGACGGGUCUUUGCUUUGGUCUACUGCAGUUGAAGGAGAAGUCCUACAUAAAGGACUCAAUUUUCUGUUAUCACUCGAUAACAGGAGGCCAAAGGAUUGAGAGGGGAAGAGGACAAGGAGAAGGAGGAGAAAGGAGGAAGGAGGAGGACGAGGGGAGACGAGGAGGAAAGAGGAGGAGGGAGGUGGAUGAUGAGGACAAGAAAAAAGAUGUCGUGCCACGACAGGAGGAGAGGAGGAGAGGAGGAGGGAGGAGGGAGGCGGAAGGAGGAGGAGGGAGGGGGAACGAGGAGGGCGCGGACGAUAAGAAUCACAAGAUGAAAACAUUAAUCGCGUGCCACAGAGGAGGAAGGAGGCCCAAGGAGGAGGGAGGAGAGAUAACGAGAGAGCGAGGAGGAGGGAGGGAGGGAGGCGAAUCAUGCCCUUGAAGAGACGAAUUUGUCAAGUUCGAGAAGAAGAACCUUAGAGGCCCUCGAAUUUGCGAAGCACAGGCGUGUAAGAGCUUGUGGAGUUCCAGAAAUAUGUACUUUGCCUACUACAUUGGUUUUUUGUACGUUCUUUUGAUUGUUGAAGUCAUCAUGGAAUGGCAGAGUAGGAGAAGGGUGGGUGGGAAGUUGGCUGGAGUUGUUGGUGGCUGGCUUCGCCCCGGGAUCGGGUGCAAUAGUUUGGCCGGAGGCUCUAGCCGCACUGCCACCUGUUUGGAACCUCUGGAUAGGAAUCUCUUUCACACAUGCCGCGCGGCAGCUGUCAGCUGUGCGAGCUCUGGUCGCUGCGAAGAGAAUAAAUUUCAACAUCGUGGGCUUCCCUCCGUCACUGCUGGGCUUGUUGGUGCUGAUGGCAUCAGAGGCGGGAAUGUCGGCGGAAGGACGGAUUCUGUCCAAGCGUCGCCAGGAGCUACGGCUAUUGGCAGAUUGUUCGCAAGGCUCAGGCCUUCUGGCAGGGAAAGAAGGCAGCUUGUGAAGGAGCUGAUGUUGUUGCGGGCUGGCGCCUUUCGCUCCUUGGCCCCGUUUCGCCGUUCUUUCUCAGGUAUGGUUAACCCGAUCAAUGAGGAGCCAUGGAGGGAUGUUAUGGACAAGAUUCGCAACAUCGGUAUCUCGGCGCAUAUCGACUCGGGGAAGACGACCCUUACGGAGCGGGUGUUGUACUACACUGGCCGCAUUCACGAAAUCCACGAGGUCAGAGGUAAAGAUGGCAUCGGUGCCACCAUGGACUCUAUGGACUUGGAGAGGGAGAAGGGGAUCACCAUUCAAUCGGCGGCCACGUACUGUAGGUGGGGAAACCAUCAGAUCAAUAUCAUCGACACCCCUGGACACGUCGACUUCACCAUUGAGGUGGAAAGAGCCCUGCGUGUUCUUGAUGGAGCUGUAUUGGUUCUUUGCAGUGUUGGUGGGGUGCAGAGUCAAAGUAUCACCGUCGAUCGGCAGAUGCGUCGCUACAACGUCCCUCGCUUGGCCUUCAUCAACAAGCUAGAUCGAACGGGGGCUGAUCCUUGGAAAGUCAUCUCUCAGCUCAGGAGCAAGCUCCGUCUGAACUGUGCGGCUGUGGUCUUACCCAUAGGAUUGGAGGGGAAUUUGGAAGGGCUCGUCGACCUGAUCGGUCGCAAAGCGUACUACUUUGAAGGAAACCAUGGGCAGAACGUCACUGAGGCAGAGGUACCUGCAGGUAUGCUUGGUCUUAUCGCCGAGAAGAGGCAUGAGCUGAUUGAGAAAGUUGCGGAUGUGGACGAUGACCUGGCAGAGAAAUUCCUGACUGAUGAGGGCACGAUAACUGCUGAGGACCUCAAGAGGGCGAUCCGCAGGGCAACGAUUGGGUUGCACUUUGUUCCUGUUUUUAUGGGGAGCGCCUUCAAGAACAAGGGUGUCCAGGUCCUCCUCAAUGGAGUUAUUGAUUACCUGCCCUGCCCCACAGAAGUUCAAAAUUUCGCUCUGGAUCAGAACAAGAACGAGGAGAAGGUCCUCCUGUCUGGUUCGCCGGAAGGACCGCUUGUCGGGCUUGCGUUCAAGUUAGAGGAUGGGCGGUUUGGGCAGCUCUCCUAUCUGCGCCUUUACGAAGGCACGCUGCACAGAGGUGAUCCUGUCGUCAACUGCAAUUCGGGAAAGAAGACGAAGGUCCCAAGAUUGGUGCGCAUGCAUGCCGACGACAUGGAGGAUAUUCCCAGUGCACAGGCCGGUGAAAUUGUGGCUCUGUUCGGCAUCGACUGUGCAUCGGGUGAUACCUUUACCGACGGCUCUGUCCGGUACACGAUGACCUCCAUGCUCGUCCCCGACCCAGUUAUGUCCUUGGCCAUCACUCCAGCAACCAAGGAUGUUGGUCCACAGUUCUCGAAGGCGCUAAACCGGUUCCAGAAGGAAGACCCUACUUUCCGCGUAAGUUUAGAUCCUGACAGCGGGCAGACCAUCAUUUCAGGAAUGGGUGAGCUGCAUCUCGACAUCUACGUAGAGCGGAUGCGAAGGGAGUACAAGGUCGACGCAGUUGUUGGAAAACCGCAGGUUAACUUUCGGGAAACGAUAACUCAGCGUGCGGAAUUCGACUAUCUCCACAAGAAGCAGAGUGGAGGCCAAGGUCAAUACGGUCGGGUCAUUGGUUAUGUGGAGCCGCUCCCAGAAGAUUACGGGAAAAAGGUAGAGUUCGUCAACAUGAUGAUUGGACAGGCCAUUCCUCCAGGGUUUAUUCCCGCCUGCGAGAAGGGCUUUAUGGAGGCGGCGAACUGUGGAUCAUUGAUCGGGCAUCCCGUUGAAAACAUCCGUAUUGUGUUAACAGAUGGGGCAUCUCAUGCUGUGGAUAGCAGUGAGUUGGCCUUCAAACUCGCGUGUCUUUACGCGUUCCGGCAAUGCUAUCUCAAGGCGCGGCCAGUCAUCCUUGAACCCAUUAUGCUCGUGGAAAUUAAAGCGCCUAUCGAAUUCCAAGGGACCGUCAUCGGCAACGUGAAUAGAAGGAAAGGCUUGAUUGUUAGCAGUGAUCAAGACCAUGACGAUGUGGUGAUAAACGCGCAUGUUCCGCUCAACAACAUGUUUGGCUAUUCCACAGAUCUACGGAGUAUGACUCAGGGCAAAGGAGAAUUUACAAUGGAAUACCACAGUCACGGAGUUGUGCCGCAAGAUGUUCAGGCUCAACUUGUCAAGGACCUGGGCAAAAAGAUUAGCUGAGCGGUGCUUUGUUCGUCUCUAGCUUUGUUUUUUUAUCUCUUUUUAAGUUUUUCUCUCAUUCCUUGCUUCUACCUUAGGUGUACUUCUCCUCUGGUUUCCUCACGACUCUUUGCCUUGCCCCCUUUGUUUCCCCCCGAUGUUAGAUAUAUCUAUAUACAUGAGGACAGUCGCUGUGUCCGUCUCUCAGAUGCCGUUGCCCUGCUUGGCAGCUUGGCAGGCCACUUGAUCUAUUCAUUCAAUAUUGUCGAACGUGUUGCUUGCAGAAGUUUCUCAACUUCAAAAGAGGUACUGCUUUUCUUGUAAUAUUGAAGCUUGGUGACUGGGAUUCUUUCCGAAGGCGCAUCUUUGUUUUUUUUUUCAUCGUCGUUGUUGACCGAGGUCAUAGUGAAAUUUAAAGUAGUGGUGGUUUGUGCAUUGGCAAUCCUUCUUUUCAUGUGGUUUGAAGCUAGGAAGAUUGACACGCCCAGCGGUGCACCCGGGCCUGACGCCUGGGGUACAUGGGCCAAAUCUGGGCUCAUUUCUUUUUUUUGGAGAGUUGGCUGUCAAGGGGGAAAAGGGGGGUAUAAAUUAGUUUUAAAGGGGUUGAACCACCUGCCUCCCCGCCACGAAAAACCUUGGGGGACCGGAAGCAUAAUUUCAUGAAGGCUACCGGUACCAAAGUAUGGAGAACCGGCACAAUGGCAACAACGGAAAAUGCGUGCAACUGCCGCCGUGAUUGUUUUCGCUGUUGAAAAUAUUUUUCAAUUUUUUAAAAUAUUUUUCCUGGAAAGAUCACGACCUAAUCUACAGGCCCUCCAACUUUCAGGAUUCUUGACGCAUUCUUCUGAGCGCGAAAAAUCACUGAAGUUAGGAUACUUUUUCCGUUGGCCCACACGUCCAAGAGUGGCAAAAAUGGAAAAUGCACCGAAUUGGCACGGCGACCAUUUCAGCAUCAUUUUUUUUUGUUUGAACUUUUCAAAUAUUUUUCCUGGGAAGAUCAGGUCCUAAUCCGAGGGCCUUCCAAUUUUCAGGAUCUUCAACGCAUUCUUCUGAGCUGGAAAAAUCACUGGAGUUAGGGUACUUUUCCCAUUGGCCCACAUGUCGUGGAGUGGCAAAAAUGGAAAAUGAACCCAACCUGCACAG